GGAAAACACUUUCAAAGACCAUCCAAGAGUAAUUAAAUCUCACCAACGCCCCAUACCUUCAUUUGACACCUGUAUAUGAUGCUCAGUCAUCUCGCCGUGACUCCAAGUCUCCCGACUCCGACGGUAGGCGCACAAACAACACCAAAACGGCAAGCAAAGCGCAGAAGCCAGCCAGCCCAAAAUAUGGCAGCGCGAUCCAGCUGUUACCCCGAUCCAUCCCCAUGGAAAAGAGCCACGCCAUAAUAGGCCCUGUUGCACUUGCACCGAUGGUCUCCAUGAUACUGAUGAGCGUGUAUAGAGUCGACGCCUGUUGCGUAUCGAUAAACGACGUAAUGACUGACCGACUUAAGGAAACGAAACCAUCGCCGAGAGAAACCAUGAUUUGCCCGGCUAUGGCCGUUUGCACAGUAGGCCCGGCCAUGAGAAAGAAGCCGCAUGUCCAGCAGAAUAUCGACCACCGAGCAAGUAAAAGGUCCUUUUGUAUCGGCGAAAGGCGCAGAGGAAGCGUGGUUGACGUGAGAAGCGUCGAGAACAAAGGCAGAACGAUCAGGAACACCAUCACGUCGACAGCCCCGUUCAACGAGUCCAAGUCCCAGAUCCAUAGCUGACGGGCGAGAUGGAGAUGAAGGUGAAUAGGAGAAUAAGCGGAGACGGCUUCUUUACAACCUUUAGUGCCUGGCCGAGGCGAGCGAGACAGUCUCUCAAGGCAGAUACUCUGCUAGG
Messenger RNA from Purpureocillium takamizusanense, 723 nucleotides. RefSeq lists its product as uncharacterized. The coding region runs from base 222 to 608 and encodes 128 amino acids. Lineage: Eukaryota; Fungi; Ascomycota; Sordariomycetes; Hypocreales; Ophiocordycipitaceae. The transcript is spliced from 2 exons. The record is from RefSeq and is a predicted model, not a curated record.